Hyphopichia burtonii NRRL Y-1933 is the source of this 2154-nucleotide messenger RNA. It is a transcript of the gene PXA2, whose product is annotated as ATP-binding cassette long-chain fatty acid transporter. Gene Ontology annotation, biological process: very long-chain fatty acid catabolic process; long-chain fatty acid import into peroxisome; fatty acid beta-oxidation. Gene Ontology annotation, cellular component: peroxisomal membrane. Gene Ontology annotation, molecular function: ATP hydrolysis activity; ABC-type transporter activity; long-chain fatty acid transmembrane transporter activity. The record is from RefSeq and is a predicted model, not a curated record. NCBI's taxonomy places the organism in Eukaryota, Fungi, Ascomycota, Pichiomycetes, Serinales, Debaryomycetaceae. The transcript has a single exon. Bases 1 to 2154 code for a protein of 717 amino acids.
AUGUCAAGUCAAAAUUCACUUGCACUUUCAAUUUUUAAUGUAUAUAAAGGUAAUAGAUCACUUUUUUUAAAUGCAUCUUAUAUCAUAUUGAUAACCGCAGCAUUUUCAGGAGCAACUACUACAAAAUCUAGUCGCCAAUCUGAAAAUAGUGGACAACAGGAUAAUACUCCUUCCGAUACCCUUCAAAAUGCUUCAGAUAAAGAUUUGACUUCCACUCAUGUUAAACCAGUUAAUAAGUCAGUUAAAUUGUCGAAAGAGUCCUUUCGUCGAUUAUAUAAGGCUUCAAUACCUUCGUAUGCAAAUCCAGUGGUUGCUUAUUUUGUGAGUAAUCUUGUAUUACUUGUUAUUAGAGCUUUUCUUACCAUUAAAGUUGCAAGUUUAGAUGGUAAGUUGGUUGGUGCAUUAGUCUCGAAGAAGUUGAAAAAAUUUGGUAAAUUAUUAGCAUUUUGGAUGUUUCUUGGUUUACCAGCUUCAGUAGUUAAUUCUUUAUUAAAUUAUACUAAAAGUAAAUUACGUCAACAUUUAAGAAUCAACAUUAAUAAUAGUAUAAUGGAAGAUUAUUUACCUGAUUCUUUAGAUCCAAAUUAUUAUUCUUUACUUCAAUUAUCUGAUUCUAAAAUUAAAGAUCCUGAUCAAAGACUUUCUACUGAUGUUUCUCGUUUAGCUUCUGCUUUAUCAAGUUUACCUGGUCAAUUAUUAAAACCAACUCUUGACUUGCUACUUUGUGCUAAAGAAUUAUCGAAAAGUGGAGUGGGCUCCGGUGAAGGUACUUUAGCCUUGGGAUUAUUAGCUUAUUUUUCAACUACUAUCCUUCGGUUUUUCUCUCCUCCAUUCGCUAAAUUAGCCUCCGAAAGAGCUAACUUGGAAGGUCAAUUAAGAUCUGCCCAUUCAAAAGUUGUAACUAAUAAUGAAGAAAUUGCCUUUUUACGUGGCCAUAAUCGUGAAUUAGAUUAUUUGGAUUAUUGUUAUUAUCAACUUGAAAGAUUUCUUAAAAUGGAAUAUUGGAAAAAAGCUGUUCAUGAAAUUGCUCAAACUUUCAUUGUAAAAUAUUUUUGGGGUGCUGCUGGUUUAGUCUUAUGUUCUGCUCCGGUUUUCAUUAAUAAAUAUUGGGGGGAAGAACCUGAUCCUUCUGCUUCUGGUGAUUUCAUCACUAAUAGAAGAUUACUAUUAAGCGCUUCUGAUUCUUUAGAUCGUUUGAUUUAUUCAAGAAGAUACCUUUUACAAGUGGUUGGUCAUGCUACAAGAGUUGCGGAUUUGCAAGAUGUCUUGUACAAAAUUAAAUCUUCCAAAAAUUCAAGUGUAAAAGAUGAAGGUAACGUAUCGUAUGGUGAUGAAGUUACUUUCAAAGAUGUUCGUUUAGUAACCCCUGCAGAUGUUACUUUAAUUGAAAAACUAAAUUUCAGUAUUAAACCUGGUCAACAUUUACUUAUUGCUGGUCCAAACGGUUCUGGUAAAUCUUCUCUUUUCAGAAUGUUGGGUGGGUUAUGGCCUUGUAAAGAAGGUCAGAUCAUUAUUCCAACUACUGAAAAUAUGUUUUAUUUACCCCAAAGAGCUUAUUUAUGUAAAGGAAGUCUCAGAGAACAAAUCAUUUACCCUCAUACUGAAAGUCAAUUUAAACAAAAUAAGUCUCGUAAAACUGACAAUGAUUUAAAGCAAAUUUUAGAAAUUUUAAAUUUAUCAGAAUUACUCACUUCUUCAAAUGAUGAAAACCCUUGGGAUUCAGUUCGUAAUUGGUCAGAAGAAUUAUCGGUUGGUGCUCAACAACGUUUGGCUAUGGCUCGUUUAUAUUAUCAUCAGCCUAAAUUUGCAGUCCUAGAUGAGUGCACCUCUGCUGUUUCUCCAUCAAUGGAACAAUUUAUGUAUAAACGAGCUCAAGAAUUAGGAAUUUCUCUCUUAUCAGUUGCUCAUAGACCUGCUUUAUGGCAUUUCCAUAAUUAUUUACUCAAAUUCGACGGUAAAGGCGGUUACUUCUUUGGUGAAUUGGACGCUGAAAAAAGAUUACGUUUUGAAGAAGAACGUCUUGUAUUGGAGAAAAACUUAAGAGAUGUUCCAGUGCUAAAAGAACGUCUUGCAGAAUUAAGAAAGGUUUCAAAUGCUCAACAUUUAAGAUAUGAAAAGUCUCAUAAGAAUUUAACUGAAUUAGCCAGUCACUAA